AUGCACAUUGAGGAAAGGAGGCUGGAUAGGCAUCUCAGAAGAUCAGGGCUCCGAGGAUUGCAACGCUCCUUCCACGUUCCCCAAUGGCGCGCAGCUUUCCAAACAUUGUUCUCCAAGUCCAUUGUAUCGGGGACUAGCCACCUGAGGAGUCAGCAAGAUCCAAGCAGAGGGGAGAAGUUGGACUCUGGGAAGAUGCAGGCCAAAAUCCGACUAAUGAGGACAGUGCUCAGAAGCCGGCGAACCUCGCUCCACGAACUCCAGAGCCAUGAGAACUUCCUCACUAAGCUCAAUCAGGACCUGGUCAAGACUAUCCAGGACUUGGAGAACAGCACGGCCCUGAAAGUGCGGGAAAUGCUGCAACAGCAGGACAUCCUCAGUAACAUCAUCGACAUUUUGGAGUACACAAACAAGAAGAGACUGCAGGAGCUGACGUGUGAGCUGCAGGAGUUUGAGGAGAAGGAGGAACAGAAGAUGAGCUGUCUGGAAAAGCAGAUGGAGCAGCUGAAUGCAAAGAUCAAGAAGACUCAGGAGGAAGUGAACUUCCUGAACACGUACAUGGACCAUGAGUAUCCCAUUAGGUCAGUCCAGAUUGCCACCCUUCUGCGCCAGCUCCAGCAGAUGAGAGACAGGCAGCAGGAUGAGUUGGACGAUCUCAGUGAGAUGCGUAAGUUGGUCCUGCAGGCAGUGUCCAAUAAAAUUCAGAGGAAGAAACAAAGCCUUUUGAAGUCUGUGGUUGUGAAAGUCAUGCAACCCUACCAAGAGAUUCUUGUACAGAACACUCGGGAUAACCAGUAUAUGCUGAAAUACGUGGACGUGUUCAGAGAUUUUAUUGACCAGCUUAUGGAAGAUAUACCCUCAUUACGAGAUGAGGUGCGACACCUCCAAGCCCAGGUCCGAGGACACAGAGAGAUCAUCUUUGAGGAUGUCCUGCUUCGGAGACCCAAGUGCACUCCAGAAAUGGACGUCAUCCUCAACAUCCCUGUGGAAGAAGUGCUACCCUUCUAG
Molecule: messenger RNA, 1005 nt
Organism: Chrysochloris asiatica (Cape golden mole)
Lineage: Eukaryota; Metazoa; Chordata; Mammalia; Afrosoricida; Chrysochloridae
Product: chromosome unknown open reading frame, human C20orf96
Exons: 9
Coding region: 1-1005 (334 amino acids)
Source: RefSeq, a predicted model, not a curated record